Messenger RNA from Trematomus bernacchii (emerald rockcod), 7634 nucleotides. RefSeq names its product immunoglobulin superfamily, member 9b (gene igsf9b). Gene Ontology annotation, biological process: cell-cell adhesion. Gene Ontology annotation, molecular function: protein binding. The transcript has 22 exons. The coding region runs from base 552 to 6575 and encodes 2007 amino acids. The record is from RefSeq and is a predicted model, not a curated record. Lineage: Eukaryota; Metazoa; Chordata; Actinopteri; Perciformes; Nototheniidae.
UCUAGUGAAACUUGCGCCUGUUUGAUGAUAAAUGUACACUGCGUCGACCGAGGGACAUUUCUACACAUUUAUUAAGUUAAUCAUAAACUCUCACUUAUGAUUAAAGGGACUUCCAGCAAGUUUGGACACAGACGAUUGCGGACUUAACCAAGGCGUGGAAAGUUUAAAUGGACUUUAAAUGCGAUGAUGUCGUACUCAUGAAGGUGGCAUGGGUGUAUGGAUUUUAUUGAAACCGCAAAGUAUUUCCAAAGGAAGUCUGAUAACAUUGGAUGCCGAGGAUUAAUGUUAUUUUGUUUUGAUCCACUGCUCGGACCGAGAACAACAAUGUAACACCUGCUUUUUACCCAACACUCUCUUAUUUUUAUGGUAAAAGUUGUGUUUUUUUAAAUCUGACUUCUCUCUGAAGAGGAAUAAAUGAUCGUUGACAUUUGGCCCGAAAUACGAGUCUAAAAGAAGAGCAUUAAUGGAUGAAAAGAUUCUACUUUGAGCUUCAAGUGAAAAAGUGCCUCAAGCAAGGUCGGGAGAUGUGUGAAGGAGUGUGACGGACGGCCAUGGGACUGGAGAGACGGUGGCUUCAGGCUGUCACCACUGCUGUAGCCAUCUGUCUGCUAAGUGUGUCUCAAGGUGAGGCAUCAUUGGUCCCGGCCAGAGAGGGGGCCUCUGCAGAGCUGAGCUGCAAUCUCAGUCCUCCGUCCAAAGAAUUCACCACCCCAAACCUCUUUCCUCUGCAUGUGGUGGAAUGGGUGCGCCUCGGUUACAACGUUCCCAUCCUCAUCAAAUUUGGAGUAUACGCUCCUCGAGUUCAUCCAAACUACAAGGGCCGUGUGUCUCUGACCCGGGGUGCCUCUCUGCGGAUUGAGCGGCUGACCCUGGAGGACGAGGGCUGGUUCGAAUGUCGCAUCCUGCUCCUGGACAGCAAAAAAGACGACUUUAGAAACGGCACAUGGACCUUCCUCUCCAUCACAGCUCCACCUGUGUUUAUAAAGACUCCUCCAACUUUCGUGGAGGUUCUGCUCGGAGACUCGCUGACUCUCAGCUGUGGAGCCCAUGGCAACCCUCGACCAACUGUUGUCUGGCAUAAAGAUGAGAGCCGAAUCGAGAAACAUGAAAAAAUUAAAGUGCUCAAUGGUACCUUGUCUUUGGCCUCCGUCGAGAGAAAUGUUUCAGGAACAUACAAAUGUCACGUGUCCAACUCCGAGGGGAAUCUCACCCACUUCCUGCAGCUGCAGGUCAAAGGACCUCCAAUCAUCAUCAUCUCCCCAGAGGACACCACCCUCAACAUGUCCCAGGAUGCAGUUCUGCAGUGCCAGGCUGACGCCUACCCUUCUAACCUCAGCUAUGAGUGGCUGAAACAAGGACAGAAUGUUUACCAUAUUGAGUCCCUGAAGACCAGAGUGAAGGUUUUGGUGGAUGGAACACUUCUUAUCCCUAAUCUCAUCCCAGAGGAUACCGGAAACUACACCUGCAUCCCGACUAAUGGGUUACUCACCCCGCCCUCUGCCUCUGCGCACCUCAAAGUGAAACACCCUGCACGCGUGGUCCGAAUGUCCCGGGAAACGUACUUGCCUGCGGGCAUGGAGGGGCGCAUUAUCUGCCCCGUCCAGGCUGACCCCCCUGUGCUGUAUGUCAACUGGACCAAAGAUGGGAACGAUUUGAAUCUUGACAACUUUCCAGGUUGGAUAGUGAACUCAGAGGGCUCCGUGUUUAUUGCAACAGCCAAUGACAACGCUGUAGGCAUGUACACAUGUACGGCCUACAACAGCUAUGGCACCAUGGGGAAGUCUGAACCCACAAAGGUCAUUUUGCAGGACCCCCCAACAUUAAAUGUGCCUCCUCGGACUGAGUAUCUCCAGGAGGUGGGCCGAGACUUGAUCAUCCCCUGUGAAGCCUCUGGAGACCCCGCUCCAAACGUAACCUGGAGCAAGAUUGGCCCUUCUCCUCGCUCCGAGUACGCCGUGUUAGCUAACGGCUCCCUCCUGCUGCAGCCGCUCAGUAAAGACCACCAUGGGGGCUGGGAGUGCUUGGCCACUAAUCGUGUUGCAACUGUCAGCGCAGGCACUGUGGUCAUGGUGCUCGGCACCAGUCCUCAUGUUGUGUCCUCAGUAAAUGUCGAUACAGAGAUGAAUCAGGCCAAUGUGUCCUGGGUGCCUGGCUUUGAUGGUGGAUACACCCAGAAGUACACUGUGUGGUUCAAGCAGGCAUCCAGAGGGAAACAUGAAUGGGCCUCUCUGCCUGUGCCGACUUCCAAAAACUACCUGCUGGUGACCGGGCUUCUUGCUGGCACUGGCUAUCAGUUCAGCAUCCUACCUCAGAAUAAACUCGGCUCUGGACCUUUCAGUGAGAUCGCUUCUGUGCGAACACUAGCUGUGCCAACAGAAGCACCUACAGUCGUCACCAUUCUCCCAAUGCUGGAUCCUCCAAUGUUCCUGUCAGCCAACCGCACGGACCAAGGUGUUCUCCUCCAGUGGUUUCCUCCUGAGGCUCCGUCUGCUCCACUGACCAGCUUUGUGCUGCAGGCCCGCAGGGACCAGGGCCAGUGGCUCAUCCUCAGCAGCAACAUCAGGGCCAAUCAGAGUGAAGUACUUGUAAAAGGACUGCUAAGGGACUCCAGUUAUGAUCUGAGGCUGAUGUCUCGCAGCAACAAGCUUCUUAGUGAACCGAGUGAGUCCGUCAAUGUUUCCACAACAGGGAUGGAGAUUUACCCCGUGCGCCCGAGUUUCUUGGAGUUCAUCCCAGAGCCCCUGUUGGCCGGUGUGUUGGGAGGAGUGUGCUUCCUGUUUGUGGCCAUCAUCCUCUCGCUGGUGACGGCAUGCUACAUGAGCCAGAGGAGACAGCGUCGGCGCAGAAAGAGAAGACAAGAUCUCCCAUCAGCUCUGCAGAAGAGCCCAUCUCAAGAUGUUCGCUCACCUCCUCGCAGCCCGGACAGUGUCCUAAAGCUGAAGCUGUGUCCGCCGCUCCCCUUCUUCCCCAACUCCUCCUCACACUCUGAUCGGUCGUCCUUUGAUAAAGGCAGCCGUGGGGAAUACCACGACCAGCGGAAACAGCUCCUGUCCAACUCGUCUCCACCGCCACACUACACACUCUUUGAGAGUCACCUGGGCUCUCAGGCUCUGGAGUCCAUCUCCAGAGGCCCCGAUGGACGCUUCAUUAUGCAACCGCUGCAAGAGGAAUCAAGUCCCUCCAAUAAGAACGUGAAGAAGGAAGUCCUGCAAAUGAAUGGCGGGGCAAGUGGCUCAGGGAGCAACAGGACUUCAUUCAGAGACUCUCCAAAGUCAAGUCUCUUGAGCUCAGAGAAGGACGAGAGGAAGGAUUCUCCUCUCACUGUGGACGUCCCGGAGCUGAGCAGACCUCCCUCCUCUCCUGGAAGAGUACAGGCCAUGGCCAGAAACUUCUCCCGCCACGGCUGCUUUUAUUCUGACGAGGAACAAGGCUCAGAGGCUCUGUUGGAGAGAGCCAGCUUCUACUCGGACAACAGCGAGUUAAAACCCAGCGAUUCUCUCAGGAGGCCUCGCAUGCCGGGCCACGCUGAAGACCUGUUCCCGAGUUUGGGGAGGAGAACAAAGCUGCUGGAUAGAAACAGACCACAUCGUCCAGGCUACCAUGCUAUGGAGAGUCAGCUGACUGAUGACAGCACCAUGGUCUCACAACUCGACAGUGAGCUGGCGAGCGAUAGCAUUAACAAAUGUGUCCGACUGGCAAAGGAGAGGGAAGAAAUGGAGCGGGAGCUGGAGAACUACACAGCGGAACAAAGAAGUCGAGGGAGAGACGAGCGACAGUCUAAUAAGACAAAAAGUCCUCAAAGAGACUCGCCACAAUCAGAGGAAGAGCCUGUAUGGAAGCCACAAGACGUUACCAUCAGACAGAAACCCAGGCCCUCAUCUCAGACUAGUCGUGUAUCUGACUAUCGGAAAGCGUGCUACUUCGGGAACACCAGCAGUCCCUCUGACCGGCUCCCUACGUCCCGCAUACAGUGGGACAUCAGCCCGGUAACAUCGAGGACCAGCCUCAUUCCUGUGCAGAGCCCCCGGGAGACCUCAUCGCCCAGAUCCCUGCACGCUCGCACAUGUAGAGAGAUCACAGAGGACUCUCUUGCUGUUGAUUCCUCACGCUCUCCGGUCACCCAGAACACCUCCCUCCCCCUGCUCUCCCCCGACGUCUCCUCAGAAAGCCCCCCUAUCCUGUGUCUAGAAACACCAGACAGAGCCAGGUCCUUGAGUCCUCUACAAGAUAGAUGCAGGAAGUCCAUGACUGAGCAGGGCUUUAGGGAAAGGACACGGGAUGGAGGUGUUGCUACGAGGUCCAGACAUUCAUAUGCUAAUGCCACUAGUCAGCCCUGGGACUCAUCUGCCCGAAGUCCUCCAGUUGACCGUGAGAGGCCUGAAAGUUCACUCUCUGCCCCAUACCACCAGCCUGAGGGGACUGAAAACUACUACACAGCUAAGAGGGAUCCCAGUCCAUCCAGUUAUUCUACCUUACCCUAUGAGCACCAUGAAAUAGGAGCAAAGGCCAAAGAUGACCGACGUAGUUCAGGUUUAGAAAGAGAGGGUCUGCGAACGCGUUCCAGGAGAAGUGACAAAUGUCUCUUCUCUGAUAGUCCAAGUCCUAUUUCCACAUUGACACUUGUAGAAGAGGUUGAUAGUGACCAGUCACAGUUUUCUGUCCCUAUGAUGUCAGGGUCCUUUAAGGCCAAGCCAGCAGCUCCAUCUGUCCAAAUGUCCCCUCUGCAGACAAGUGCAAUUCUUGAAUACCUGAGCCUCCCAGGGUUUAUAGAAAUGAGCGUAGAUGAGCCGGUGGAAGACACUGCAGUCUCAGACACUGCAGUCCCAGACACCACUGGGCAAAGUUCAGAACUACAGCCAGAAAAGUCCCCCGGGCCUAAGCCUGAUGUGGUUCCCAGAAACUGGGAGGUUCAUGUUCAGGAUAACCGGGAAACAACCUCAAACCAACCCUCUGCAGGAGCUGGAGAGGCCAGCCUGCAUGAGGGUAGAAAACAAAGACAUAAACGCACCCUCCCACAUCUGGAAGCUAGAGAUUCUUCACACAGAGUAAGAUUUCCAGAUGAGCCAUCGUCGCCUGGUCCAGAAAAAACUAGCAAGCAGCUCUAUAAUGAGAAAACACUAAACCGAGCGGGGAACAAGAGCACAGACAGACCUGAAUCCAGGAUAGGAUCCAGGUCGGCUCAGUCCUUGUUCAGUGCAGCUAGAGGAAUGGCCGACUUAGUGUCCAAACACUCACAGAGUUUUGUAGAAAGUAGUGAGUCUUUAUUAGAGCAACCCCAAAGACAAGCUUCUCAGGGCAGCAGGACUAACAACAUUGCAUCGCGGAUAAGUCAAGCCCCUGUGCCAUUUCUAAAGAAGUCCUUGAGCAUCGGGCCGUGUAGGACCCUCUCAGGUAUGGGCCCCCCUCGACCUUUCCUAAAGAAAUCCAUCAGUUUAGGCUCACAGAGGUGGGAGCACUUCGAGAGCCCGAGGGCAUAUAUUUCUGAGAAAUGUUACUGGGACGAGUACCAAAACCCAGACGUCAGGGUGAAGUCUUAUAGUUUGGGACGCAGCCCGCCCUCCUUCAUCAGGCCGGGCCCCUCCUGGAGGGAGUACAUUCCGUUCAGACGCCCCAGCAUGGGCAGCUUAGAGACGCCUCACCCCCAUCAAAGACCUUUAGCUAGUCCUUCCUACCUCACCGCCUCCAUGUACCCCCCCAGACAAACCUCAAUGUCCCCCAUGAUGGAGCCCAUAGAUCCCAGACGGCAGGCCACUGUUUUCCCAGAAUCCUCCAGGUGGUCUCCCUCUUAUCAAGAACCUAUGAGGUCCUCCCAGUAUAAAUAUGUCGCCAUGCCCUCUUCCAUCCCUGUCCCCCAGUACCAGCACUGGCCAGGAUCCAGAGCAGACAACAUGAGGCACAUGGAGCCCAACAGGGGCCCCCCGAGGUCCUACCUGCCCCGGGGCGUCAGCUGGCCCUCCCCUCACUACGCCCCCUUCCCCCCCAGAGAGGCAGAGACUUACAGACAGCCAGACAGGGUGAUGAGGAGGGGAGGGGAGACAGACAUACGGGAGGGGGGGAGGACCAGUUAUGCCAGUCAGAGCAGUGGGAGGGGUAGCGCCGGGCUCUUCCGUCAGUCCCUGUCCAUCACCCCCACGCUGCUCAGCUCCCCCGAGACCACGGAGGAGGGCGAGGGGCACCGAGCGGAGACGGAGCUUCCUGAGAGGAGAGCCAAAAGAAGGAACACGUCAGUAGAUGAGAGUUAUGAGUGGGACUCUGCUGAUGCGUGUGUGGACUCGGAGGUCCUGGAGGCCAUGAGGUUUGAUCAGUCGCACACGGGUUCACGGAGAUGCCGGUCGGAACUCAGAUAUGAUCAAACCGCUGGCCUGCGGGACGAGCGACAGAAAGGCCCGUGUCCCUCAGUCAGCCCACCAGUUUCCAACCCACCUCUCCAGCUCAGCCGCUCCCUCAGCGAGGCGCGCUUCAACGCCCUGCGGCAGGAGUACCAGCAGUACAGGCAGGCUCAGGGGUCCUCGUGUUCCCGGGGGCCCCGCCUCUCCCACGACUCUGACUCUGACUCCGGCUCAGCGCUGCUCUAGCAGAUUCAUCGGUUUAUCUCAGACAGAUACCAAAAAGCAGACUUAAGUAACAGAAGACAUCCCUCUGGUCCUGGACAGUGUCACACCUCACUGGAACUCUCAUGUGAAAUAACUCAUUGUCUAAAGUUGUUUCCCUCUGUUACAGUAGCCGAAAGUGAAGACAUUUAAAGAGACAGCACCAUAUGCUGCAUGCCAUCAAACUUCAACUCCUCGGUUGUUAACAGAUGACAUUUUAUUUUUCUUAUACUUGUUCCAUUUUGCUUGGCAUAAUGAAACUGAGAAGGGAUUAUUUAUUUUUCUAAGAAGCUUGUGCAUUUUGGGAUUGUUUUUAUUUUUUCUAACCUUGACAAUCAGGCACACAGGGCCCUUUGAGAAAUGAAAUGCUCACCCUCGACUAAGGCAGGUUUACAGUUACAAAAAGACAGGCUUUAUAAAAGCAGCUACAUAAUGCAGGUUGUAUUUCAAGUUUAUUUCUGUAUCGCAUCGAAGACUUCCCUUUAUUCAUAAAGGGAUGCUAAGGACGAUUAUGUAGGUCUGUCUAAGAAAGCAUCUGUUUGUGGAAAUCUGUCUGUAAUGAUAAUCAAACAGUGCUCUAAAUAUUUUUAACACAACCUCCCUAGGAAUACUACAGAAGUACUAAUAGUACCCACAUGAUUAAGCAACCCUGACUUUCGUACUUUGGUAAAAAAAAUCUCCGAUCAGUUCAUGAUAAACUUCCUGUUACCUCAAACAAUAAUUUUCUCUAUUUAAAAGAAGAAUUUGUUCGUUUUUUCCUGUUAGUUCCCUGAAGUAUUUCCUGUUUUAUACAUUUAGUUCACAAUAACGUUCCACUGUCAAGCCUCUUUUAAUGAAAUCACUUUAUAUAGUUCCCAGUAUUUGUAAAAAAUGUACAAAUGUUUAUAUGUACCUUAAUGAACCCUGCUGUGUAUAUUCCUCUUCACCAUGUCAUCGGAUGAGAAAAUGCUACUUUACUCCACCUGAAUCAGUCUAACCUUCCCUCUGUGAUUAAAUGACAGAUACAGUAACACUUGAACACAGGGAAAAUUAUUUUUGCCUUAU